This is a messenger RNA of Trichophyton verrucosum HKI 0517, 981 nucleotides long. Its product is annotated as acetyltransferase, GNAT family. Gene Ontology annotation, molecular function: acyltransferase activity, transferring groups other than amino-acyl groups. NCBI's taxonomy places the organism in Eukaryota, Fungi, Ascomycota, Eurotiomycetes, Onygenales, Arthrodermataceae. The coding region runs from base 1 to 981 and encodes 326 amino acids. The transcript has 2 exons. The record is from RefSeq and is a predicted model, not a curated record.
AUGUUAGUGGAAAUCAGACGUAUGACCAAAGAAGACAUCCCUGGCGCAAUCGAAUGUGUCCAGACAGGCUUUGCUGAUGACCCCUAUUUUAACUGGGUAUUUGAUGUAUCAAAGAAAGAAAGAGCCCGAUAUUCGAAAAGCUAUAUGCAAGAGAAAAAGAAUGUCUCAAGACGAAAUGACCAGGCUGACCAUAGUACAUUGUUUCGCGGACCGGAGAGGGGAGUCAGCGAGAGGGCGAGGUUUGGCUGUUCUCUCUCCUCUUCAUCCGCGAGAGCUUCUGAGUGGCUCUUCGACAAAUAUCUGCUGCAGUUUUCAAAAGACAGAAAUGAUGUUUCUCUAACAAAUCGAUGCCUAUGGGGAAUCAAAAAUGGUCUUUUCUACGUAGCGAGAGAAGUCCCGUCGGCCAGUGACGUGCCUGAUGACCAAAAGGGACCUCAAGAGCCUCAUGAACGAACGAGCCUUUUACGAGACAAAUCGUCCUCCUCAUCCCCUGCUCGCGUCGUCGGCGUUGCCAUGUGGCUAUUACCCCAGCCGCGAUCGAAACCGGAUAGCUGGUUUACAUAUUUUCAAACAUGGCUCCUGAGCUUCCGUCAACUCCUGACCAACAUCCGCUUUAUGGGUCGCGGGGGCCUGCGUGUACAACGAUACAGGAUUUGGAAAGCGGCACAGGCAAAUGUCCAGGAUGAACUCUGGACAGAUGAGAGAGGGUACUACUUCUGUAAUGUGGUUGCCGUUCGACCAGAAGUGCAUGGUAAGGGUAUCGGAAGACAACUCGUCAACAUUGUGACCCAGCAGGCAGACGAAGAGGGGAUGAAAUGCUACCUGGAGAGUUCAAAACAGGUCCCAAAUAUCCAGAUCUACGAAAGAUUCGGCUUUAAGCUGAUCAGGGACAUGGUUUGUGAUGAUAACGGGGAGACUUGCAAGGUGAGAACCCUCUCCCUUGAUCAAACGGUUCUUCUUCGAUUAUCUGUGAAUUGCUGA